ACUCUGAGUUUUAAUCGCAUGGUUUUCCCGCGGUUUGUUAUUGUGUGAACGCAUCAGUUUGAAAUUUGAACACCAAAGAUACGAUGCUACCGUGCUUUGGUUUGAGAGAAAAGAAGGAUUUUUAAAGGUGCAUCGAAUAAAUUUUUAUUUAUUGGUGAAUGAAGUGCGGUUAUUUUUGCAAUAGUUGUGGGAAAUUGCUCACGGAGAGACUCCAGCAUUGACUGACAAUGAUUUUUUGAUGCGCAUCGACUUUCCAGAGACACUUCCGGUGGCUUUGUCAAUGAACAUGGACAGAUUCCUGCUGUAACUUUGAAGCCAGGAUACAGCCAGUUUUAUACCUCUGAAAAUUCAUCAACCGAUCAGAAACAACCUAAGCAUUAAAUUUGAAUUCAACACGAAGAUGCUGGACCGACUGCUACACGUUCUAGUUCUCUUAGCGUCCGCUUGGAGCGCUCUCGGCGCGGAUUGCUCCUGGCAGGGCAUCCCGUGGUGCGGACUCAUCGGCUCCUGCGGGAAGGACCACUACAUGCGAACAGGAUUCAACCACGGGAGCUGCAUCCUCCAGGUCACCAGAUACUGUUGCCCGAAGAGCGACGGUGACGACGUCCAGGACGUGAUCCUCUGCGAGCACGACCAGUUCAACGGCGACUGCAUCGUGACGUCUCUGACGGGCGACAAGAAGUGCGUCAACGUCGAGAAGAGCGAUUGGGCGUCGUCGGUGAACACGCUCGGCAAGUGCGUUCGACUCUACGAGCACGAAAACUGCGAAGGGAAGUCUAAGGCGUAUUAUCCGGGGAGCUUCGGACACGAUAACCUGUGGGAGAUGAACGAUUUGGUGACGUCAGUCGGGUACUGCUACGACCACGACCAGGCCAAGGAGGGCUGCGAUCGAGCCAAGCGGCAGAUAGGUGGAGGCGGAUGCCAAUGGGCGGCGGACGUGCUGACGGUGGGCUUCCUGCCGUGGCUGCGGCGGAUCCAGAACCCGAACCCGGACUCGGCGGCGCGGUGGUGGCAGAUCGGGCACAACGACCGGGUGGAGUCGAUGGAGGCGGUGAUCGAGCGGCGGCACCUGGGCCGGGGCACGGACACGAACCCGGCGACGCGGGACUUCGCCCAGCAGAUGGGCCGCUCCAACGACGACGCCGGGCACAUCCUCGCCUCCCGGCUCGGCGGACUCGGCAACGACACGGCCAACAUCUUCCCGCAGAGCCGCAACAUCAACCGCGGGGUCUGGGCCCAGGCCGAGGCCGACGUCGCCAACGCCGUCCAAAACCGCGGCAGGGUCAGAUACACCGUCAACCUCGAGUACGACGGCCGCUACGAGACCAGGCCCUUCAAGAUCGUCUAUAGGGUCGUCGAUGAUGCCACUGGGGAGGUCCUCUUCCUCAACGACCUGGUCAAUCCCUAGUCGCCGCUUCCUCUGCCUCUCAGCCAAGAGAUAAGUAAAUGAACGUCUUUCUUCUAAGGCCUUGUCUUGUCCAAACGAGCGCGGUUCGCGGAACUCAGUUCGAGGAACUUGUUCCCGGAACAAGUUUUUGGCUGAGCUGGAACUUAUUCCUCCAAAACCCGAAA
Bemisia tabaci is the source of this 1572-nucleotide messenger RNA. RefSeq lists its product as uncharacterized. Lineage: Eukaryota; Metazoa; Arthropoda; Insecta; Hemiptera; Aleyrodidae. The record is from RefSeq and is a predicted model, not a curated record.